Messenger RNA from Phytophthora sojae, 1480 nucleotides. RefSeq lists its product as hypothetical. The transcript has 5 exons. NCBI's taxonomy places the organism in Eukaryota, Oomycota, Peronosporomycetes, Peronosporales, Peronosporaceae. The annotation marks the transcript as partial. The record is from RefSeq and is a predicted model, not a curated record.
AUGAGGACCCUCGACUCUCCUGCAGUCGAAGUGAGCGUCGAUUCUCCUGAGAGGCACGAUUCCAUUCCAAGCAGCACCAGCAACAAUGGCAGUACUUUUCACUCUGGACUCGGGGAGACAAAACAUUUGAUGGAGAGAUUGAACACCGCGCAGGUGAAGGUCAAGCGACUCCAGCGGCUAGAAGCCGCACUCGUAGACUUCUUCAUGGAGGUCAUGGACCGCAGUGACAAUAACGUCCGGGCCGAUCAUGCUACGCGUUCGCUUGAAGCCGAGUCGGCAUUUGUGCGAGGAAAGCGGAAGGAGCAGUUUCUCAAGAAAGCCGAAGGUGAUCCGAUCUCUUUGUUGAAUGCACUACGAACACAUCUUCGUCUUAAAUUUGCAGAGCAGGAAGCGCAGGAGGCUGCGGCUGAACGGAGAUUUCUCGUGGAAACCUUAACUAACCAGCAGAAGGAGCAGGAUACCCGAGAUAAGUUUCAGCAGCUAGAGCUAUCAUGCUGUCAGCUCAAGGAGCAGCGGCAGUCUCUGAUGCAUCAGAUGAAUCGAAACGAACAACAAGAGGAAAUUACGGCUCUAAAAGAAGCUCGAGAUGCCUUGAUCAAAGCAGCACAGAUCCAAAAACCUCUUGACGGUGUUCGCGCUGGUGGAGUGACAAGUGCGUCCGCAUCAGGAACGUCUCCAUCUCACUCAAACGGUGAGUUCUUUGGAACGCCAGCAGAAAAUCAGACGCUUCGACGGGCAAUACGGAAGUAUGAGCUCAAAAUGGCGCAGACAGAGGCAGUUAAUGAAGAGCGCAAGCGUGAGGUGCAGCGAUUGCAGCAGCAACUGACAGGAUUGCGCCAAAGCACGCAGCUUCAGAUGUACUCUCGGCUCGAGAAGGAAUCGCGGCAUCUCCGUGAACUUGCAGAUGAUCUCAAAAAGCGCCUUGCCGAAAGCGAAGCAGACUUGUUGCGUACGAAAGGAACCCUCAAAGAGCGCGAAACCCACAUGCAGAAAAUGAGGGACGAGUACGCGAGACUGUUUAAUGCUGUGCAGAAGCAAAAACAGCCCACGCAUUAUUCUCCAUCCAAGCUUGGUCGGGCAGCUACCCCAACAUCGAAUAGUGAGCAUCCGUAUGUGGUUGAGCACUAUCGCUCAGAAGCAGCACGGGUGGAGCGCGAAUCUGAGGCGCUGAAGUUGCAGAUUCGACGAAUGAUGGCCUCAGAGCAGCUCCAUAAGCAGAAAACGAGGGUGCUGCGAGCGGAGAAGCAAAAUCUCAUUCGGGAGCGCGAUCAGCUGCGUGCCGACCUGGAUCGUGCUAAGCGUCACAGUACGCUCCAGAGUAUUGCGAUGAACCGGCAGCAAGCGCAGUCGACUAAAGAGAUUCGAAAAAUGGGGUUUACCAGCAUACCACAAGAUGUGAAGCAGCUAAAGGAGCGCAACGCCUUCCUAGAGGAGCGAUUUCGCAAGUCACUGCAGAGCAACUCCGCUCUCACUACGAUCG